This is a messenger RNA of Sus scrofa (pig), 2685 nucleotides long. NCBI's taxonomy places the organism in Eukaryota, Metazoa, Chordata, Mammalia, Artiodactyla, Suidae. The record is from RefSeq and is a predicted model, not a curated record.
GUGAAGUCCUCUCCACCUUGCGCAGGGUUGCGAGCCCAGGAUGCUGGGGGUCGUCCCAGCAUGGGAUCUGCAGGGUCCUCUGCGGAGAGGCCCUCUCCUUGAAGGCACCCCUCUCCCAGGGGCCAGGCUGAGUGUGGGGAUCUUGACCAGCAACAUGAGGGCCUGGAGUGUUCGCUGCAUAGGCUGUGAGCCCAGCUGGGCUUUGACUCUGCAGCGCACCAGGGCGAUGGCGUGGGGUUACUCCAGGGUCAAAGCUUCCUCCUACAGCAGGGGGUGGGGGUCGUGGCGCCCUCUCCACUACAGCUCAUGGCCCCCAGGAUCCCAGCUCCACUCCAUCCGGGGCCUGAGGGCAUGCAGAGCCAGUCCUGAUGGCGCCUCAAAUUCCCCUCAUUCCACCCCCUGGACUCUUGACCAGAUCCCUGGAUUCCACGGACCCCCAGAACCUCUUGACUCACAAAGAACCAAAACCACAAGAACCCCCAUAAAUACAGGCAGAUCUCCAGACACCCCCACCUAUGUAGGGAAUCCAGGGGUGGCGGGGCACAGGUCCAGGUCGUGGGGUGGGGCCAUUGCAGGGAUUGGCUGAGGCCUCGAUACUUUGUAGCUUCAUCGCAUUCGCUGCUGCCUGCCAGGAGGUGUUGGGGGAACACAAGCACACCAAGCAAGGAAGGCUGAGCUGGACCUGCGCCUAUUGAGAGAGUCCCAGGGGUAUCCAGGUAAAGGGGCCACCUACCCGACCAAGGAUGCAGAGCUUCCUGCAGCUGCUGAGGGGCAGCGGGGGCGCUGGCCCGCCCUUGGCGGAGCUGGUGACCCUCGCAGGCAGGCUGUGCCGGGACCUCCAGGACGACCCCGAGCAGGUGCAGCCUUUGGUCUCAGCCGUGCUGGACAGCCAGCUCCGCCUGUACCUCCUGGACCACGCGGACGUGGCCCUGGUAUGUGCCCGCGCGCUGGCCCAGCAGGAGCAGCACCAGGCCGCCUGCCGGCUGCUGGAGGGGUGCCGGGUGCCUGGGGGCAGCGCUGAGCUGGUGCGGCUCUGGAACGACAUCCACUACCAGCUGCUCAGGAAGAGGCUCGGUGUGGCUGAGCUAACACCGGUGCAGAAGUUCCGCUGCAGAAAGAGGAACCCCCCUCCCGCCUCCCUCUGCCCUGAGGGCCUCAAGAGCCGCAACUUCCCCAGAGAAGUUCGCCAGAAGCUGCAGGACUUUGCCUCGGGCGUGAGCACCAACCCCAGCAAGGCUGAGCGGGAGGACCUGGCCUUGGAGACGCGCUUGACCACCGAGCAGGUCUACAACUGGUUUGCCAAUUACCGGCGGCGCCAGAGGGCCCUUGCACAGCGCGGGGCGCCGGCACAGGAAGCAGCCAAGGACCCGAGGGCGAAGGAAGCGGGUUCCCAGCCUGCAGACCACCCCCACCUUGGCCUUGGGAGCUUGGACAGGCCUCAGGGCUCAGCACCACCUGAGGAAAGUGGGCCUGUCCAGACCCAGCAGACCCCUCAAGAGCCAUGGAAGCCGCUGGUCCUGAGCCCAGAUUUCUCCAGAGAGGAGGCUGUGCCAAUGUCACUGGCCCCCAGCGGCAGCCCCGCGAAUGCGGGCCAAGAGGAGGGCCCUGGCACCCACGGUGGCCAGGCAGGAGGGCAGCCAGAUGGCUUCCUGGUGACACAGCCCCCAUUGCAGGCGAGCGGCUUCCUGCUCACCCAGAGCCCCCCAGAGCUGGCCCUGGCCCCGCCUGCCUUCGCCGGCCCCCUGCCCACCGUGGAGCUGAGCCAGCCCCUGCCUUCCAGCCAGGUGCAGUGGCCCGACGCCCAGGCCUCCGAUGACACCUUCUGGGGAGCCAGGAUGCUCCUGGAGCUUUCAGGGGGCAGCCUGGGCUGAGCUGCCCUCUGGAGGCUGGCCGGUGCCCCAGGGGAGCAGGCGUGGACACCUGGCAGCACCCGUCACAGAGCUUGCUCCCUACUGAAGAAGGAUGUCCCCAGGGUCCCCCGGGGGUGUCGCCGAGAAGCACUGAGAACUGCUGGGCCCCCUGGCCUGUUGAAUGGUUUGGCGGGCAACUCCCCAUAUGGGAGGAAGCCUCUGAGAAAGGAGCCUGAGGUCGGAGGUCAGGGGUGGGGGGUCCUUGUGCUCAGGCAGCAGCAGUUCGCGGUCAGGCUCCCGGGCAGGCUGGGCAGUGGAGGCCGUGCUGCAGGGAGGAGGCUGCUGCUCUCCCUGCUGCCACCUGUCCUGUGACAAGGCCAGGCCUGUCUGUGGGCCUGGCGAGUGAGGAGUGGGUGGCCUUUGCCCUUUGUGUCUGAGGCUUCCGCACAGGCGCGCGGGCCUGGGGAGGGCCGGUCAAGGGCAGCUUCCCCUCUCGUUGGGAUGUGUGGUGUUUGCCGAGCAGAUGUUCUGACAGUUAAAGUAAAGGUUAAUGUUCUGAGCUCCCCUUGGCUCACGUCACUGUCCCGGACGCCUGCCCGUCUCGGGCCUGGCCAGCGUUUCGCGGCGGGGGUGCGCUGAGCCCGCAUCCCUGUGGCUGGACACUUGGACCCUUUCCAGCAUCUGUGCUGUAUGAGCAGCAGCGCGUGGGCACCAGUGCCCUCUGCCCUUCAUCUGGGUUGUUUUGCUGCAGGAACAAGGAGUUGCCUGGAGGUGGGAGCAAAGGUGCCGAGCGCACCGGUGCCGGGGCCCGGGGGCUGCGACUCCCCUUUGUGGG